Molecule: messenger RNA, 1220 nt
Organism: Mauremys mutica (yellowpond turtle)
Lineage: Eukaryota; Metazoa; Chordata; Testudines; Geoemydidae
Product: mast cell protease 1A-like
Exons: 5
Coding region: 1-783 (260 amino acids)
Biological process (GO): proteolysis
Cellular component (GO): intracellular membrane-bounded organelle; cytoplasm
Molecular function (GO): serine-type endopeptidase activity
Source: RefSeq, a predicted model, not a curated record
AUGUCUCUGACAAUGCAGCUCUUGUUCUUUGUCCUGCUUCCCGUGGCCUUUCGCCUUCCUCCUGGGUCUCAGGCUGGUGAGAUCAUCGGGGGCCGGGAAGCCCAGCCCCAUUCCAGACCCUACAUGGCCUAUCUGUCUCUAUGGCGUGGACACAAGAGCUCCUUCUGCGGUGGGUUCCUGGUGUCGGAGAACUUUGUGCUGACGGCCGCUCACUGCAAUGGAGACAUCAUCACUGUCAGGCUGGGAACCCACAACCUUAGGAAUUGGGAAUACAAUGAACAGAGGAUCCCUGUCUGUCGCUCAAUCCCCCACCCGCAAUACAACAAAGUGACCCUUAACAAUGACAUCAUGCUGCUGCAGCUGGGGCACAAAGCACGGCUCAAUGGGUAUGUCAGGCGCAUCCCCUUGCCCCUGCCCCAUCAGCGAAUGCGUCCAGGAACCGUGUGCAGCGUCGCUGGCUGGGGCCGGACUAGUGCACACAAUCAGCUGAGCUCGGACACACUCCGGGAGACGGACGUGGUGGUGAUGCCGGAUGCUGCGUGUCCGAGGGAUCCUGAUGGGAUAUACCGUAACUAUAACGCCUCCACCAUGAUGUGUGUGGGGGACCCAGAAAAGGGCAAAAGUUCUUUCCGGGGUGACUCUGGGGGGCCCCUGGUGUGCCAGGGAAGAGCCCAGGGCAUUGUCUCUUGGGGAUCCGAGGAUGGGACCCCCCCAGCAGUGUACACAAGAGUCUCCACCUACAUCCCCUGGAUACGGGCGACGAUGAGGAGGCUGCAGCCCUGAGCCGUGCUGGGAAUCGCUGCAGGGGCUGGAGCUGCACCGCUCCUGUCCUUUGGGGAGGCCCAGAGGGCUGAGUCCCCCCAGGCUGAUCUCCCCCACCCCAGACAUCGCUCCUCUCAGGCAAUGCCCAACCCAUGAACAUCAAGGCAGGGAGCCUGGGGGAGUUAGGAGCCAUGUUCAAUUCCAACUCCCUCAGCUCCCCUGGCAAUCCCAACCCAGGCCCUUAGGCUGCGUCUUCGCUAGGGAAUCAGCUGAUUUAUUUCCCCUGGGGUAACGGACACUGGCCAAACCCUGGGGCAGACCCGGCAGUUUGUAGCUCUCCCCCAUGUCAGCCGGUCGAGUGACCAUUUAUGGGAGAUCCUCGUCAUUACCUGACCUGCUAACUCCUCUUAAAACUGCAGCCUGCCCUGUCCUCACUGGGCCUUUUCCACAUGUUAUUU